Molecule: messenger RNA, 1307 nt
Organism: Salvia splendens (bonfire salvia)
Lineage: Eukaryota; Viridiplantae; Streptophyta; Magnoliopsida; Lamiales; Lamiaceae
Product: GDSL esterase/lipase At5g45960
Exons: 5
Coding region: 50-1168 (372 amino acids)
Molecular function (GO): hydrolase activity, acting on ester bonds
Source: RefSeq, a predicted model, not a curated record
UUGUAUAAGUUAAACUCCAUUAUAAAUUUGAAAAACCAGUAUUCUUUAUAUGUUUCUAUUGUGUUCUAUGAUGUCAACAAAAUAUUGGAUUUUCUUCUUUCCCUUUCUCUUGAUCGAACACAAAGCCAUUUCAGCUCAAGAAUUUGGUGGCGUGAAGACUGGGAGUUCGCCACCGUCGGUUUCGUCGAUUCUGAUCUUUGGUGAUUCGACGGCGGACCCCGGGAACAAUAACUACAUCGGCACUCCGUUUAAGAGCGAUUUCUCCCCUUAUGGAAGAGAUUUCUUUAACCACACACCAACAGGAAGGUUUACUAAUGGACUCCUUGCCAAUGAUUUUAUUGCUAAGUACAUUGGACUGAAAGAGAUAGUGCCUGCAUAUCUUGAUCCCUCUCUCACCAUUGAUGAACUGAUAAGUGGAGUCAGUUUUGCUUCUGCUGGAUCUGGAUUUGAUCCUCUUACUCCAUCCAUAAGCAAUGUGAUCACUCUGUCGGAUCAGAUGAACCACCUGAAAGAAUACCGACGAAAGGUGGAGGCCGCGGCCGGGGAGGCGAAGGCGAAGGAGGUGAUAAGCAACGCCCUUUUUCUAGUGAGCGCGGGCACAAACGACUUCGUCGUCAACUACUUCGCCUUACCCGUUCGAAGAAGAAGUUACACAAUCCCAAGCUACAUAGAUUUCGUCAGCAACGGAGCUACUCAGUUUUUGCAGGAAUUAUUGGAUGAAGGAGCUCGAAGGAUCGGAGUGGUGGGGCUGCCGCCGAUGGGUUGUCUUCCGGUGGUGAUAACCCUCUUCACCAAUCACCCCAUCCUUGACCGCGGCUGCGACGACAACUUCACCUCCGUAGCUCGAGACUACAACCAGAUUCUGCAAAAGGAGCUCGAUGCGUUGCAAGUUCGUGUGCGAUCUUCGGGAGCUAGAAUUGCUUAUUUGGAUGCCUAUACUCCACUCGAGGAGAUGACUUUAGGCCAUAAAUACGGUUUUGAUGUGGUAAACAGUGGAUGUUGUGGGACGGGCAUGGUGGAAGCAUCCUUUAUGUGCAACCCCAAGUCUCCAGUUUGCGAUGAUGCAUCCAAAUAUGUGUUUUGGGAUGCGAUUCAUCCUACUCAAAAAUCCUACGACCUUAUCUUUCAAUCCUUUCGCCCUGCACUCGAUUAUCUUGUCGGAAAUUAGUUGACACAAUAACAUCGAUCGUGUCCCUUAGCUUGGCCACGCACUACUGGAAUGGGUUCAUGCUCUUUUAUUCAUCAUUGCCUUCGGUGGUUGUAAUGUAAACCUUUUCUUCUUACUCACAUUCGAAUUUCAAGAGUUG